AUGCGGCCCACCCUUCAAUUGUUUGCUCCUCUUCUUCUUGCCGCUCUACCGCUAUUUUUUGUGCUUCUCCGCACACUUCGGCGGCGUGCCAGACGGCGGCCCCUGCGGCCCGGCGGCGUCGCUCUCAUCACCGGCGGCGGCAGCGGCAUCGGCCUCGCGAUCGCCCGCUAUUUUGCCCGCGCCGGCUGCAGUGUUCUCCUCGUCGGCCGCAACGAAGACGCCCUCCGCAGCGCACAGACCGCCUGCAGAACAUUAGGCGCCCCGAGCGCUGAUGUGAUUGUGGCGGAUCUCUGCACAGUGGAAGGCACCAGCAAAGUGGGAGCGGCCGUGCGGGCCUGGCAGAAAGAACACGGGAGUGAAGAGCCAUUUAAAUAUCUCGUGCUUAACGCAGGUGCAGGGGCAAUUCUUCCGUUUGCCUCCCAACCAUCGUUUUAUACCGUAUGUGAAGAUAUGAUGCAGAUUAACUACUUUGCUAAUGUGCGUCUGCUGCAGCAAUUAUUGCCAUUACUUGCGGAAACUCAUUCAGAGAAUGAUCCAUCAAGAGUUAUCGUAAUGUCAUCACUGGCAGGCAUUUUACCAUCCACAUUUCGUAGUGCCUAUACAGCAGCAAAACACGCUAUUCAAGGAUUUAUGAACGCCCUCCGUGGAGAAACGGAUGUAGCCAUUACACUCUGUUGCCCAGGAUAUGUAGACACGGAGUUUCACAAACUGGCUCAGCAGGGCGGUAGUAUGGCCGGUAGUAAUCAUCGCCGUGGGGUCCCACCGGAGGUGUGUGCGGAACAGUGUAUGUCGGGUGUCUUGCAAGGGGACGCAGAGGUGCUAACAACACUUACCGGUAGACUCGGCUACGUGCUACGGCCUAUUUUCACCUCAUUUAUUGAUAAUCGAGCGAAGGAAAUGAGUACACGAUCACUGAAGUGA
Trypanosoma theileri is the source of this 921-nucleotide messenger RNA. Its product is annotated as short-chain dehydrogenase. The transcript has a single exon. Gene Ontology annotation, molecular function: oxidoreductase activity. Gene Ontology annotation, cellular component: membrane. Lineage: Eukaryota; Euglenozoa; Kinetoplastea; Trypanosomatida; Trypanosomatidae. The coding region runs from base 1 to 921 and encodes 306 amino acids. The record is from RefSeq and is a predicted model, not a curated record.